This is a messenger RNA of Zea mays, 2672 nucleotides long. RefSeq names its product type I inositol polyphosphate 5-phosphatase 10. Gene Ontology annotation, molecular function: phosphatidylinositol-4,5-bisphosphate 5-phosphatase activity; inositol-polyphosphate 5-phosphatase activity; phosphatidylinositol-3,4,5-trisphosphate 5-phosphatase activity. Lineage: Eukaryota; Viridiplantae; Streptophyta; Magnoliopsida; Poales; Poaceae. The transcript has 11 exons. Bases 520 to 2304 code for a protein of 594 amino acids. Gene Ontology annotation, biological process: phosphatidylinositol dephosphorylation. The record is from RefSeq and is a predicted model, not a curated record.
GGCCGCCAGUCGUCACGUCACCACUCACCAACCAACCACGACGACGCCACGACGACGCAUGUCGCCAUCGCCGGCGGUUUCCAAACCACCAUCACACGUUUUUUUUCUUCUUUUUACGGGGCGGAGACUAUUAGCUAUAGAUCACCGCCUCUACCUAAACAUUCGCGCUCCUUCUCUUACCUUGGUUGGUUCUAUCUCUUCUUAACCACCACCUGUUCGUUUUUCUCUCUGCUUGCGUAGUUGCGUCUCCCCCUCCGCCCCGCCCCUCUCCAUUUGGCAGCAGCCAGAGCCACGCGCGCGCGCCGGCCUCCCUCCUCGCGACCUCCUGGCCCGCUGAUCUCUGGCCGGCCGUCGUCGGUGUAACCAUGGCGGCGGCGGCGGCUUUCGUCGUCGUCGUUGUCCAACUCCAAGCAUCAUCAGGAGUUUCGUUCGCCCUGCAGUCUCCGUUCCGUGAUGAGCUGCUCGCCGUUUGAAGCUGGUCGCGGAAACUAAACCGGCCGCGCGCGGGUUCAGAGACACAUGGACAAGAGCGGCGGCAGCAGCAGGAAGACGAGGAGGAAGAAGAAGUCUCUCUUCCCAAAACUCCACGGAGCAGAAGAUGAUGUUGGGAAUAAUGAUGCCUCGCCGAGACGUCUCGCCGCAGUUGCUGGCUUGAAGGAGUCCCCUGAACGGUGGUCAGUGGCAGCAGUGGCUUCCCCGUCAGCGUCAGCGUCGUCCUCAUCCUUCUUCAAAAGCCUUUCGGAGAGCAGGAGUCUAAAGUUUGGCGGCGGUUUCGGUUCGCCUGCACCAGCCAGCGCCGCUGCUCAUACGGAAGCUUUCAGGGUGUUUGCAGCCACAUGGAACGUAGCCGGGAAGGCCCCGGACAAGGGUCUAAGUCUCAACGAUUUCCUGCCUUCUGAUGACUACUCGGACAUUUAUGUGCUAGGGUUCCAGGAAGUGGUCCCGCUGAACGCCGGCAACGUGCUGGUGAUCGAGGACAACGAGCCGGCGUCGAGAUGGCUGGCGCUCAUCAACCAGGCGCUGAACCGGCCGUCGCCGCCUUCCGACGCCUCCGCGGCAUCGGAAGCUCCAGCGACCAGCUGCUCGUUCAGCCGGUCGUCCCUGGACACGGCGGCGGCGGCGGUGGCUGUGCAGACGCCGGCGACGCCGAGCGCCAGCCCGCUGGACCCAUCCCGGUUCCACAAGGCCUCCAACAGGGAGAUCCGGCGCGCCGCCAUCACCCGCGGGCGGCGGCUCAAGGCGUGCACGUGCCCGUCGCCGGACCACCAGCACCGUCGCCGCCGCCGCCGGCGCCUGCCGCUGAGGGCGCCCUGCCUGAUGGGCUGCGGCGGCAGGGGCGCGAGCGCCGCAGCCGUCGAGGGCGACGACACGACGACGACGUCCGACGAGGAGGACGAGGAGGUCAGGGCCAGCAGCUUCGCGGCGUCCGACGUGACCAAGAGCCCCGCCGCCGCUGCCGCCUGGGCGGCUGCGGGUGCGGGGGCGCCGGGCCGGCGCGAGAGGUACUGCCUGGUGGCGUGCAAGCAGAUGGUGGGGCUGUUCGCGACGGUGUGGGUGAGGCGCGGGCUGGUGCCCCACGUCGGCCACGUCCGCUUCUCCUGCGUCGGCCGCGGCAUCAUGGGCUACCUCGGCAACAAGGGGUGCAUCUCGGUGAGCAUGUCGCUGCACCAGACGAGCCUGUGCUUCGUGUGCAGCCACCUGGCGUCGGGGGAGAAGGAGGGGGACGAGCUGAGGCGGAACUCGGACGUGGUGGAGAUCCUCAGGAACACGCAGUUCCGCCGCCUCUGCAAGCGCUCCGGCCGCCGGAUACCCGAGCGGAUCCUCGACCACGAUCGUGUGAUCUGGCUAGGCGACCUCAACUACCGGAUCGCUCUGAGCUACACGGAGGCCAAGAAGCUCGUCCAGGCCAACGACUGGGCCGCUCUCUUCGAGAAGGAUCAGCUCAAGACUGAAAGGGAGAGCGGGGUGUUCAGAGGGUGGAACGAGGGCAAGAUCCUCUUCGCCCCGACGUACAAGUACUCGUGGAACUCCGACACCUACGCCGGCGAGGACGUGUCGUCCAAGAAGAAGAGGAGGACGCCGGCAUGGUGCGACCGCAUCCUCUGGCACGGCGAAGGGAUAGUGCAGCUGUCCUACAUCCGCGGCGAGUCCAAGUUCUCCGACCACCGCCCUGUCUGCGGCGUGUUCAUCGUCGAGGCCGCGGUCGUCCCCGACAGCAGCCGCCUCGUCAAGUUCGCCUCGGGCCCCAACAUGAAAGUCGGCGCGGAGGAGCUCCUGCUCGCCUCCUCCAAGUAUGAUCUAUAGCAGCGCAUGGCAAUCCAAAGCAGCGGCCCUACUAGAGAGACUCAGGAAGGCUAACCGAAAAAAUGAUCAAGGACCACACCACACGCCGUUCUGUUCAUUGCUAUUACUUCAAGAACCAAGACUGCUCGCUCCCAUCCACAGAGUACCAUCAGUACAGACUACAGAGUACAGCACUGAUACAGCAUCUUCAUUCUAUAUAUGGGCCGUGAUUCAUUUGAUUUUAUUAACUUAAAGUUGAUGUUUUUUUCUUCUCCAUUUCAAGAGGGAAACAAAAAUGCAGUCUUGUGCAUGUUUAUGCAAUGCCCAUACACGUCUGACUGGCAAAUGAAAUAGUUGCAUAAAUAUAUGGAGUAUGGUAUUGUGCUUUC